Messenger RNA from Syzygium oleosum, 1253 nucleotides. RefSeq names its product NAC domain-containing protein 1-like. Bases 186 to 1055 code for a protein of 289 amino acids. The transcript has 3 exons. NCBI's taxonomy places the organism in Eukaryota, Viridiplantae, Streptophyta, Magnoliopsida, Myrtales, Myrtaceae. Gene Ontology annotation, molecular function: DNA binding. Gene Ontology annotation, biological process: regulation of DNA-templated transcription. The record is from RefSeq and is a predicted model, not a curated record.
CACGGCCUUCCUUUCCCUUGUAGCCUGGCCUCUCCAGUCCUCUCUCUCUCUCUCUCUCAUCAUCGUCACCAUCCUCAGCUAAGGAAUAUUUAAUCAAGUGUAGUGCAAACUUUAGUCUCGCCAAUCAUCAACCGUUAUACUUCUCAAUUUGUCUUUGAGCUCUUGUGUUCAUCUGUUCCACCAGAAUGGAGGGCAUGUCUGUUUCUUCUGGCUCUGGCCUCCCUCCUGGGUUCAGAUUCCAUCCCACGGAUGAAGAACUAAUCAUGCAUUACCUAAGAAACCAGGCCACGUCCAGGCCAUGCCCCGCGGCCAUCAUCCCAGAAGUUGAUAUUUACAAAUUUGAUCCCUGGCAAUUACCUGAGAAAGCCGAAUUCUGGGAGAACGAGUGUUACUUCUUCACGCCGCGGGACCGGAAGUACCCGAAUGGGGUGCGCCCCAACCGGGCGACCGUGUCCGGAUACUGGAAGGCCACAGGCACGGACAAGGCAAUCUACAGUGGGUCAAAGUACGUCGGGGUCAAGAAGGCCCUCGUGUUCUAUAAGGGCCGCCCGCCCAAGGGGACCAAGACCGACUGGAUCAUGCACGAGUACCGACUAACCGACGUGAAAGGACAAGCGAAGAAACGAAGCGGGUCGAUGCGACUGGAUGAGUGGGUGCUGUGCAGGAUCUACAAGAAGAGGCAAACUGGCAAGACAUUGGAGCCCGGAAUUGAAGAACCCAAUCAUAAUGUCCAAGCAACUGACAAAGUGUGUGCCAAUCUUGAUGCUACUGACCCACCAAUGCUGAAAUUCCCAAGGACAUUCUCACUGACCCAUCUGCUGGAAAUGGACUACUUGGCCCCAUUCUCCCACAUCUUAUCUGACAACCCCUACAGUGCAAUCUUUGAUUUCCAAAACACCAUAAGCAACAACUCUGGAAAUGAUUGUGCUGAUCAGAAACCACAGGGUGGACAUAUGCCCCACCACGUGGCAGAUAACUGGGGCAAGUUCCAAGCGGUUCAGAACAGUGCCUUGAACCAGACCGUGGUCAUCAACCCCAUCUUUGACCUCCAGUGAUUUGUUGGGGACAAAAAAUCAAAAAAGAAGAAAAAAAAAAUCAUGGCUUUAAAUAGAAAGGAAAUUUGAAAUUUGAUUAUGCGAAGAAUUUGAGGAUCGGCAGGACACCACCAGCUAUUCAAGAAACGAAAAAUCUGUAAUUUGGUUGUAAGGGUUUAUAUAUAAGUAUAAUGAAUCAGUGGAAAUUUUUACGUGCAA